GUGUAGCUCUCCAACUAGCAGCAGCUAGCCUGUUAGAGACAGCAUUAGCAAGUCCAUAUCGACAGCAACAGCAAUAUUACUAUUCUUUGAGGAUAUACGGAAAAGGGCGAACCUACAGCCACUGAGCAUUUGGAGACGCCAUGGACCGAUACUUAAUCGAAGUUAAUAUGCUGUAGCAGAAUGGAGUUACCAGACCAAACUUGUUUUGAGGGGUACUGCAUAAGGACACGGCUCUGUUUCAGCCCUCACAACAAGGAGCCAUAAACUUCAUGCAUCGUGUGAAGUCACUUACUCUCCAGAAAGUGCAAAUUGCCCUCAGAAAGAGACUCUUAAAGGACAGGCAUGUUUGCCAAGUUGAAGAAGAAGAUCGCAGAGGAGGCUGCCACAGCACCUCGCAGUGGUGUUCGAAUACCGCGAACCAUCAGCAAGGAAUCCAUCACCUCAGUGGGGGCAGACUCGGGGGAUGACUUUGCAUCAGAUGGCAGCAGCUCCAGGGAUGACCUUCCCGCACAGCUUCUCAGAAGGAAUGAUCAGAUCCGGAAGCUGGAGGCCAAGCUAUCAGACUACGCUGAGCAGCUACGAAUUAUGCAGAAGACGAAGGAGAAGCUUGAAAUUGCAUUAGAAAAGCAUCAGGAUUCAUCUAUAAAGAAACUUCAAGAGCAGAAUGAGUCUCACCAGGCCAGCCGAGCGAAAAUGGCUGAGGGGAUGGCUUUAGCACUGGAAAAGAAGGAUCAGGAAUGGAUGGAGAAGAUGACUGAUAUAGAAAAGGAGAGGGAUUCCCUGUCAGCUCGGCUAGAGGAGAUGAUGGAGCAAAGCUUAGCACUCUUCCAGAAAAGGGAUGACCUGGAUGAACUGGAGGGCUUUCAGCAGCAGGAGCUGGCUAAAGUUAAACACAUGUUGUUGAAGAGGGAGGAGCAGCUGGGCCAGCGCGAACAGGAGCUCCAGCAAAAGGAGGCUGAAGUUCAGUCGGCAAAGCAAGGGCUGUCUGAGGCUCGAGGGAAAUUCCAUAUUCUGAAACAGCAGCAUGAGGAGAGCUGCAGACUCAACUCUGAGCUGGAAAUAGAGCGAGAGGAGCUGCUGUUGCUCAGAGAGGAGGCAGACAAGAAGAUCAGUGAGCUGGAUGGACGAUGCCAGGAGCUGCAGUCAGUCAUCCAGCAGGUCUCUGAAGAUUUCCAGAAGUCACAGAGUAUGGUGUCGACCUUAGAGAGGUCCCUCCAGGAAUUACAGACUGAACAUGAUGCCCUGAAAUUACAACAACAAAAGGCUGCUGUAACAGAGGAGGACAAGGAGCGCUUGUUAGUGGACCUUCAGAAGAAAGUGACAUCUCUGGAGAGAUGGUUGCAGAGUAACCUGAGCCAGGAUGAACAUCUGCAGGAGCUCCUCCACGAGAAGUCUAGCCUGGAGCAAAAUUUGGAGGAGACCAGAGCAGAGCUGCUGCUGGUUAGGACAAACCAUGCAGAUACUGUCAGCUCUCUGGAGACACAGGUAUCCAGAAUGAGCUGCAGCAUUACUGAGCUGCAGACCCUUCUACGACACAAAGACGACUCCUCCAGAGCCUACAGAGAGAGAACAGACUCACAAAUAGCUAAUUUGGAGCAGCAAAUCCUUGAGAGUAGUGAGAGACUGAAGAGUGCAGAGCAUCAGAUCAUAGAGAAACAGCAUCACAUGGAUAAACUGCAAGGAGAGUGGAGUGCAGAAAAGGCCUUUCUGGAUCAGCAAGUGUGUUUGUUACAGCAGCAGAGUCAGGAGAAGGUCAGCUGCCUGGAGGAAACCAUUACCUCUUUACAGACAGAAAAACAGACACUGCAGGAUGCAGUGGCUGAUCUGGACAGGCAGAGGCACGAGGUAAACUCCACUCUGAGCCAGUGGACAGAGGAGCUGGAACAGUGCAGGGCAGAACUGAACAGUCGGCAGACAGUGAGCACGGAAAUUGCCAAAGCUCUAGAAGAAACCAGACGACAGAAGGAGGAGCUGCAAACACAGGUUGGAGAGCUGACCACAUCUCUACAGACCUCACAGCAGGAGCUGUCCAAUGUCACUGAAAAGUUAGCACUGAAAGAAGAAGACAUCAAAACACUCCAGAAUGAGGUGCAGCAACGGCAGGCAUCGCUGGUCCAGCUGCAGGAGGAGGUACAGCAACAGCAAGCCCAACUCGAACAGAUGGAACUGGACAAAGACUCCCAGCUGAGCAGCCUGAGGGAGGAGCUGCUCAACCAAACACAGCAGCUGGAUAGCUGCCAGGCACGGAUCUCAUACCUGGAGGUUGAGGUGGAAACCUUGACAGAGCAGCUUCACAGCCCUGAAGUGUGUGAGGAGGAUCAGAACGGCAGUGUGACAGUGGAUGAUCUGGAUCACAUUCAGAAGGUCAACAGAGAGCUGGAGCAGCAGCUCAGUGACAAGAACAGGACCAUCAAGCAGCUGCAGCAGAGACUGGCAGAACUAAAGAGGACUCUGCAGAAGGAACUGAAGCUCAAGUCUGAGCCAGAAGCUGAAGGGAAGGAGAAGGUUCCAGAAAACCGAACAGAAAAACAAGAGAAGGUUUGUCCGGACCCCCCACCUGCAUCCAUGCAGAGCCCCCCCACCUCCAGCACCACAGUAACCAACACCUCAGACCUCAACGACUCAAGAGAAAUCAACUUUGAGUAUCUCAAACACGUUGUGCUCAAAUUUAUGUCAUCCAGAGAGGCUGAGGCAUACCAGCUAAUACGAGCUGUAUCUGUGCUGCUGAAUUUCACUCGUGAGGAAGAGGAUAUGUUGAAACAAACUCUGGAGUACAAGAUGUCCUGGUUUGGAUCCAAGCCUUCUCCAAAGGGUGCCAUCCGCCCUUCAAUCUCAGGCACCUCGACUCACUGGAGUUGAUGAGCAGCAGAAAGAGUUAAAGCAAUGGAACCAAUGGACCACCUCCAGGAGGAAGAAGUCCUUCUGCUGUGGCUCCCAUCAUUGAGGAGAACUCUAGCUUUAAACCUUGAACAGCCUUCCACAGUUUUCUCUGGCUCUGUGUGGGAAGGACUGUUUUCUGCUAGUUGGGACAGAGAAGGGCUGCACAGUAUGUUCAUAAUCAGCUGCUGAUUUUUAAAUGACAUUAUUUCCUUGUCAGCAGGCAGAUGGUAGGUAGACCAUAUGUUAUACAGGGCAAACUGAAACACAUCAUCACACUUGAGGUAAUGUCUUAUUUUUCCUUCCUGACACAACACAGAUUUGAUGUUUUCUAUUUUGUGAAAACAGUAGGAGGUGAGUGAACAUGUCAGAAAAUGAGACACAUCAGAGAGAAAUAACAGACUGACCUGACUGUUGUCUUAGGAGCUGCCUCAUCUUUACCCAAAUUCAAACCACACAAGUCCUAUUUGUUUUUGUGGGAACAAAAACAAUGUAACUUGGUGUGCCUGUCUUCACUGGACAGAUGGUGCAGCCUUUGUUUGCUGAAGGACCUUUUAGCCUGUCACUUGGUUAAUCUGUUAUUUGAAAUCUCAGAGGUCAUUUAAUGAUCACUACAGGUUACCGAAGCUGAACUGGCUUCACUAUCAGUAUCAGCGAGAGUUUAGUUAACAGUACCUACCAGAUGGACAUAAAUUGUUGAUAUUUGUGUCAAAGGAUCUAAAUUUGUCUACAUGUACAGUUUGAGGCCCUUUUUCUGAGUUUGUCCUUAAAAAUGUCAUCACCCAUUUUCUUAAAUGGUACAGCAGUAAAUGAGUUUCAUCUGUGUUCUAAUGGCCAAAGAAUGCACAUAGUAUAAGACUACUUUAUAAAGCUCCUUGAACGAUCAGGGAAUCCAGGCUGGAUUUCUGUCCCCCAAAAUCCAAAAUGUCCUUAAGAAAUGAGAAUGCUGACAUUUUAUCCUUUGUGAUGGGUGAUUUUUGAUUAGUCACGAUGAACUGUGUUGCAUUUUAAAUCCAAAUUAAGUUCAGUGUGGAUCUUUUAUUGGAACUUCCUUGCUCUCAUUUCUUGUUAAAAUGACAUUUUCAUCACAUUUCUUUACACACCAUCACAGAAAUCACCACCAUGAUGGUCUGAGCUAAAGCCCAACUGGUACUAAUUUUUUAAGGUCAAUACUAGUGUUACAGUAUAGUAAAUACAUAGAAAAAAUAUCUGUUAACAAUAUG
Messenger RNA from Epinephelus lanceolatus (giant grouper), 4100 nucleotides. It is a transcript of the gene golga1, whose product is annotated as golgin A1. Gene Ontology annotation, cellular component: Golgi apparatus. The record is from RefSeq and is a predicted model, not a curated record. Lineage: Eukaryota; Metazoa; Chordata; Actinopteri; Perciformes; Serranidae.